AGAAAGACAAACUCUGAACUAGUGCAGUCAGUUCAGCUAAAAAGAACAGACCUUAUAUCUCGAGAUAGGCGCGCAGCAGCUACUCGUAGUUGAUUGUUAGCGAUCGCGUAAGCAGCGCUGUCGCAUGCGUGUUAUAAGUCUGACGUACUAGUAAUGAAUUGGCUAAACCGUCGAAAUGACGAUCGGAAAGCUGCCAGUUCGUGUUCGUGCGUGAUUGCAUAUUGCAUCAGCCAUUAGCCAUUGUACUUUCUAGCCCUAAGCAUUGUCCGAUUGUCCGGAUCCCGAAGUGCGUGAAUUUUUAUAUAUUUCUGCUGUGAGAGAGAGAACAUCCGUAUAACAUUCAUCGAGAUUAUCGUCUUUGUUCAAUUUGCCUAAAUCGUUAUUGUUUGUUCAAUCACGCAAUCUUUUGGUCUCACAAGAUAGUGAUAUAUAAUAAAAGAAAGAGGAUUCUUCUAAUGACCUUGAGCAGAUCAUCUCUAACUAUUAACUUCGUUCUGUUUAUUUCCUCAUACAACGUUUUCUAAAGCAACAUUCCAAACAGUUGAGUGAGUCUACAAAAAAAAUUUACCAAGGACAAGGUACCAUAACAAAAAUUACAUAUAAUCCUGAUUUUGGCAUAUAUGAACAGUUCGAAUUGAAAGGUCUAGAUUGCAAUGUAGAGAAAAUGUUGUUGUUCCCAUACACUUCCUUACUUGCACCACAUCCUAUCCUGGAAACUAAUUUAAAUUCUAUUCCUGUAUAUGUCUUCAAGUAUGCACCUCUUGAUUCAUAAAUUUGGAUCUUCAAAUGAUAUGUCGUAUCUCUAUAAAGUCUGGUCUGCCGAUAGAAAAAAUAAAAUAUCACUUAUACUUCGUGAAUCAGAUGAUAUGCUAACAGAUCUUAUUACAAAAAGUAAUAUUAAACUUGGAAUUGUUGGUUCUGUUCUUGUCAUAGAGAAAGAUGGCACAAUAAUUGAUGACAAUGAGGUUCUAAAAUUUUGUUCCGGUGAAAUUUUAAUGUUACUACGACCAGAAGAAUCCUGGUCUGUACAAAAUGAAACUGCAGUUAUGUCUUCUGAUACUGCUUCACUCACAUCUAGUUUAAAUGAGGAAACUUUUUCGCCAUCAAAUUCGCUAUCUAUUUCAUCUCCAAUAAAUGAAAUAUCAAAUAAUAAACAAGUAGAACUUGAAUUUUGGAUAAAUUUUCAAAUACCAUGGAAUAAUUUAGAACCAACAGUGCUUAAAGAACUGCAAAAUGGAAGUCGCAGCAAAUAUGUAAUAAAUGCAGUUGUGAACCGUACCGUUUCUGAAAUGAGAAACGUUCAAGAAUUUAUACCAUCCAAAGCGUUUAAAAUAAUAGCUGAAAAAAUUGUUAAUAAAUACCCACAAACUUUUAAAGAUAUAAAUGAAGAUGGUACAUGUUUUGGCGAUGGAUUUCAUACCACAUAUUUAAAACUUCGAGACCGAAAUUGUUACUUAAAUAGGCCACAUAUGAAAAGAAGUCUAAGCCAAAGUUUAAAUAUACCUAUAAAAAAACAAAAGAAAGUAUUAUCCGCUAAAGCAGGAUGUAGUAAUUGGCAACCAGAAAAAUAUAUUGAUACAGAAACAGAGGAAACAAUUGAAGAAAAGACUAAAUUUCUAUGUCAAAUAGUUGACGAUGAUUCAUCAAGAAACGAUCUUAAAAUUCAACACAAAAUUAAUUCCUAUCUUGAAGCUACAUAUCCUGCGCAAAGAUUAUUUUUGAACAAUGUUCAUGAAAUACCUAGUAUCAAAAAUAUUAAAACCACGUGGCCGAUACUUUUACAAAAAAAAUUUAUGUUUUGGCAUUAUGAAAAACUAAUGGGACAUUCUAUAGAUCUUCUAAAGGAAGAAAUUAUAAAAAAACAAGAAAAAAUUCUCAAUUAUGGACAACAUAAAAAAUAUAAAGAUAUCAAUGAUUCUAAUAAUCCAACAGAGAUAAAAUUGAUACAAAUUAUAAUGAGACAUUUUAAAGAAGAUUUUGAAGGAUUAUUUAAAACAUAUCCUGAAGGAACAUCAUUGCAGGAUAUAAAACCACCAACUGUGGCACCAUGCAUCAUAAUCAUAAAUGACGCAGCAUGUCGAAUGUUUUAUUUAUAUAUAGAAAAUGUAUUGAUUGAGAGGACAUUUUGCUUUUAUGAAGCUUUGAAAAUGUUGAUGUCCGUAUAUUACAUUUUCAACAUGGAAUAUCCCAUAAAUUGUACAUGUACUUUAGAAUUUUUACAAAAGUACUUUUUAAAUAUUCAUCCACUUGCUGGUUCAAAAUCUCGUAGGAUAUCAACAAAAUACAAAGUAUUAUCACUCUUUAAUAAAUUAAGAGAAACGUCGAACAAAGAAAAUACUGCUACACACAAAUAGUGUAGUGUGUAUGUACAUAUGUAUGUACAACAACAAAACUGAUAAAGUUCUAUACAUUGCGGCAUCCUAUAAAAUAUAAAAUCCGAAAAAAUAUACGAUAUACGAAUGUAUCAAUGAAUGAAAGCGUAUCCUUAUGGAUACGCUAUAAUACCGAUUUUAAGUUGAGAUCGAAAUUUGACUUUAUCAGUUGGUUUCUCGCAUUCUUUCUAUUUAUAUUAUAAUUUAACCUAUCUAUGUAAUUUUUCGUAAUAAAAUACAUUCUGCAUAGAGCACAAUUCAUAAUUCAUGUCAUGCGGCAGAACCAUGCUGAUAAAAAACAACUUCGAUUUAAAGCGAAAAAAAAGUUUACGCGCAUUUCGGAAAUUGCGUGAUUUAAGUCAAUUUAGCGGGUACAUCAGUAUUACAACUUCGUGAUUUUAGGAUUAAAUGCAAUUUCCAAAGAUAAUAUGUUUAAACGAGAGAAAUCUUAAAAAGUUGAGGCAACUCGAUUAAACAAUAUGUUAUUAUCAACAGGCAAUAAUUUAGACAUAAGAUAUUUAAUAUAUUACUUACAAAAAGCUCAUUGCUUUUCAGAUGAUUAUAAAAGGAGCUUAUAAUUUAAGAUACGUAUUGUACUUUUAUGCUUUAUUAAGUGAUCUAUAAUGAGAUUAUAUUCCAAAGAUUUUUGAUACAAGUACGUAUUUGAGUUUAGAUAUAACGUGCGAUAAAAGUAGGGAGAUUUGUAAAGUCCAUUUUAGAUACAUAUUGGAUUUUUAUUUCGAGCAAAUUUUGAAAACUGCGUACUUACCACGUUUUUUUUUUUUUAAUUUUCCAUUUAUAUUCUGACAUGUCAAUAACAUGAUUACUAUUUUUUUCUUGCGAUGAAUAUUAAAGAAUCAAUAUUAUUUGCGACAAUUAUAAUCCACCACAAAAAAAUCGUUAGAUACUUUAGACAUAGAUUUACGAUGAUAUAUUUACU
Camponotus floridanus (Florida carpenter ant) is the source of this 3312-nucleotide messenger RNA. RefSeq lists its product as uncharacterized. The transcript is spliced from 7 exons. The record is from RefSeq and is a predicted model, not a curated record. Gene Ontology annotation, biological process: apoptotic process. NCBI's taxonomy places the organism in Eukaryota, Metazoa, Arthropoda, Insecta, Hymenoptera, Formicidae. Bases 741 to 2354 code for a protein of 537 amino acids.